This is a messenger RNA of Anopheles bellator, 489 nucleotides long. RefSeq names its product putative peptidyl-prolyl cis-trans isomerase dodo. NCBI's taxonomy places the organism in Eukaryota, Metazoa, Arthropoda, Insecta, Diptera, Culicidae. The coding region runs from base 1 to 489 and encodes 162 amino acids. The record is from RefSeq and is a predicted model, not a curated record. Gene Ontology annotation, molecular function: peptidyl-prolyl cis-trans isomerase activity; protein binding. Gene Ontology annotation, cellular component: nucleus; cytosol. The transcript is spliced from 4 exons.
AUGGAGCAAAUCAAAACAGAGAUUAUUUUGAGCUCGCCAGAAACCGUUCCAGAAGGUUGGGAAAAACGCACUAGCCGGUCCACAGGAAUGACCUACUAUCUGAACAUCUACACCAAAGAAUCGCAAUGGUCGAAUCCCACGUCGCCGGCUGAACCGGCGAACUCCAAUGAACCUUCGGAAGUUCAGUGCGCGCAUCUGCUAGUGAAGCACAAGCAAUCGAGGCGGCCUAGCUCGUGGCGAGAAGAGGACAUUACCCGUAGCAAGGACGAGGCGAUCGAAAUCCUAGAGUGCUAUCGCAAAAAGAUCCAGUCCAACGAAGCCACUCUGCAGGAACUUGCUCAACGAUUCUCGGAUUGUAGCUCAGCGAAGCGGGGCGAGGAUUUGGGCAAGUUUAAGCGCGGUAUGAUGCAGAAACCGUUUGAAGAGGCCGCAUUUGCCCUAAAAGUGGGUGAUAUGUCCACUAUAUUAAUUAUAUAUAAAAAUAUUUGA